Molecule: messenger RNA, 1571 nt
Organism: Schistocerca gregaria
Lineage: Eukaryota; Metazoa; Arthropoda; Insecta; Orthoptera; Acrididae
Product: serine/threonine-protein phosphatase 6 regulatory ankyrin repeat subunit B-like
Exons: 11
Coding region: 165-1571 (468 amino acids)
Cellular component (GO): cytoplasm; nucleus
Molecular function (GO): protein binding
Source: RefSeq, a predicted model, not a curated record
AGUUGCAGGCGUGCUUCGCAGGCAACGACAUCUGGAUUCCUGCUGGUUGUUUUGGAGGUAGACUUUCUAUUUGAGAUGCCUCAUUAUGUUUGAGCUCAGAAGAGAGACGGAUGUCAAAAUUAAACAAUGCAAACUCCAGGCACAUAUAAUUGUAGGAGAUAAAAAUGGGUUGGAAAGAACAGAUCCAGUGUGAUCUGAAAACAGCAGUACGCUCAGGAGAUAUUGAGGCUCUGAGAGAAUUGAUCAGAAAAGGAGGUGACAAGAUAUGUAAAAAUUGUGACACCUACUCUAUUAUAAUGGAUGCAGGUGAAAAUAUGGAAGUUAUUAGGUUACUGGUGGAGGAAUUUCAUCUUCCACUGGAUGACACUGAUAAUUUUGGCCAGACAGUUCUCAUGAACUUAACAUCACAAUAUGGGAAGCUGAAAGUUAUAGAGUACCUGGUAUCAGCUGGUGCUAAUGUACAUGCCAGAAAUGUCCUGGGGGAGACAGCACUUCAUGUAGCAGCUCGUUCCUGGUACUUGGAGACAUUCAAAUUUUACCAGGAUUCAGGUAUUCCAAUGGAUUCACUGGACAUUUAUGGCAGAACUGUUCUUCACCAUGCUGCUGCAUCUAAGUCAUGGGAAAUACUGAAGUACCUGUUGGAAGGAGGUUGGGUACCUAUUGACUGCAAAGACAGAUAUGGGCAGACACCACUAAUGUUAUCUUCAAGCUAUCCAAAUGGCUGCUUCAAGCUCCUUCUUGAUGCCGGUGCAGACACUGCAACUGUUGAUGUGAUUGGCAGAACAGCACUCCACAGAGCAUUGGGAUCUACAGAUAAUUUUACAUGCUUGCGGGAAAGAUGUCCCAGUUUUGGAGAUGGCAUUGACAAGAAAGGGCAACCUGCUAUAAUACACGCACUCUCCUUUUUUCGGUACAGUUCUGAUAUGCCUUGCAUACUAGAACUCCUUCUGAAGGGAGGUGCAAAUCCUGACAUGCGUGGCAAAGAUGGAAAGACAGCUUUGGAUAUAACAUUAGAAGACGAACUUCAACGGGAAACAUGGCUGCUGUUAGAGGCUGGAGCUAGUUUUUCACAUUAUAGCAAAGAUGUGCUUAAUCAAAUUUUACAUGCGGCCGCAAGUUGUUCUGAGCUAGUACAUAGGUUGCUUGCUCAAGGUGCAGAUAUAAAUGGCAGAUAUAGGCCUAAACACAGGAAGUCAACAAUAAAUGGCCACACGAGAAGAUGUUUGGAAUGGGCAGCGUCAGACUGUAAUUCAGACACAGGCCCAUUAACAACAGACUUGUCAGGACAUUCUCCAAUAUUUGAAAACCUUUGUUGUCCAAAGGCUACCAAAUUGUUACUGGAUGCUGGAGCAGACGUAAAUUUCAAAGAUGAUAAUGGCUGUACACCACUGCAACAAGCUGUGUACAGCUGUAACAGUUGCUACUCUUCCUGUGGGCAUUAUAAGGUCCUGGAAAUGUUGCUGAAUGCUGGUGCUGACCCAAAUGUUGCAGAUAAAUGUGGAGUGACUCCACUUCAUUCAGCAAGUAAUAUGAGAUUAAGUCCAAUGGUGAGGGAAAGUGAUGUAUUGUAG